Orbicella faveolata is the source of this 713-nucleotide messenger RNA. RefSeq lists its product as uncharacterized. Lineage: Eukaryota; Metazoa; Cnidaria; Anthozoa; Scleractinia; Merulinidae. The record is from RefSeq and is a predicted model, not a curated record. Gene Ontology annotation, biological process: protein phosphorylation; positive regulation of kinase activity; cell surface receptor protein tyrosine kinase signaling pathway. Gene Ontology annotation, molecular function: transmembrane receptor protein tyrosine kinase activity; ATP binding; protein binding. Gene Ontology annotation, cellular component: signaling receptor complex; plasma membrane.
UGCAGAUCUUCCAAGAAUCACCCAUGUCACUACUUCACCCCUGGUCAGGACGGGACAAAAUGUGAGCCUUAAUUGCAUGGCCAGCAGUUUUUCUCCUGUUGAUGUCACGUGGUACAAAGGGAAUAAUUUCUUGACUGAUGGUAUGUCUGAGGCGGUGCUAACACUGAAGACCAUCACAGAUAAGGACUGGGGCGAGUUCCUAUGCGUUGCUAAAAAUUCUGCAGGAGAAGAUAAAAGGAGUGUUAUCCUCAAAGUUCUCCCCGAGAGCCCAACAAUAUUGAACACAAAUAAGAUGGUGUACAACGUCAGCUGGACCCUGCAAUGGUCACCAGUUUACAGUGAAGGACACUUGGUGACGUUAUACACAGUGAGGCAUUCAAAAGACACCACGACACGUGAGAAACCAUGGUUACACGAGAAUGUUACUGGUCUUUUGUUCCGCAUAGAGCUUACCGCUGACACGUCUUACUUGUUCGCUGUAACAGCUUGGAACAGAUGGGGCGAGAGUUUAUUGGAAAGAGGAAAAAUAUUGUCCAUAACAACAGACUUUCCAGCUAGGAUUACACAGGAAACAGCCAAAACAAUCACUUUUCUUCAUACAGGUAAGGAUAACUGAACACUGAUUUGAAAACGGAUUUGCGGAACUUGAUCCUCAAAACCUGGAAUACCAACUCAACCCAAGCCUAGAUUUUACGGAUCACUACACUGUUAGU